Messenger RNA from Populus euphratica (Euphrates poplar), 2838 nucleotides. Its product is annotated as calcium-dependent protein kinase 1. Lineage: Eukaryota; Viridiplantae; Streptophyta; Magnoliopsida; Malpighiales; Salicaceae. The transcript is spliced from 7 exons. Gene Ontology annotation, biological process: protein phosphorylation. The record is from RefSeq and is a predicted model, not a curated record. The coding region runs from base 807 to 2546 and encodes 579 amino acids. Gene Ontology annotation, molecular function: calcium ion binding; ATP binding; protein kinase activity.
AAUCCGCCACCAACACUACGCGUUUUUAGCCGAUGGUUCAAACCUCUAGCACAACUCAACAGUACACACAUACCUGUCUGCUUAUUUUAUUAUGGUUUGAUACAACCACACCAGCAAAAUUUAUCCAUGAAGAAAAGGCAAGCCUGUGCACGUACCAUCACAUGCCAAAAGCAACUGAGAAAAGACAUUCAUAACCCACCAAAAACAAGUCGCCCCUUUCUUUCUUCUUGAAUUUGCAGCGAACAGACCUGGUAAACCAAUUGCCAUGCUUUAACUUUGAUCAAGAUCUUGACUUUCUGUUUUUCUACCCAAUUUGUUUUCAAGGGCAGGGCUCGUUUUGUUCAUUUGUUACUGUUUUUUGGAUCGUUGAAUCUUGAGUUUUUCUUUGUUGGUCAUUAUUCCUCGAUCUAUUAAGUUGGUGUUUUUGUUUGCUGUUGUACUAAUAGUGGAUUUAGUCACUGAUCAAGAAGGUUUGGCUGUUCUGGGAUUCUUUAUUUGUUGUAUUUUGCUGAAAAACUCUGGUAUUUGCUGUGAUUUGUCGACUAAAGGUCAAUCGUUUUGUAUUUGCAAUUCGACAGAUGUUUUAGAAAAGCAGAUAAUUUCAAGAAUUUUUGUGAUAGUUGGUUGACUUUUGAUUCUAUUUGCUGAUAUUUUUCCAUAAGCGGAUGGUGUUCGAGUUUUCAUAGUGAUCAUAUUGUUAGUAAUUUGAAGUUCAAAUCAGUUGUGUUGUGUUGGUAGAGCCUGUGGGACUAGAUCUUGAUGUUGAGAUUAGUUGGGGUGGUUAGAAGUGAUUGAGUGCGGGAUAGAUGGGUAAUACUUGUGUAGGACCGAGCAUUUCCACGAAUGGUUUUUUCCAAUCUGUAUCCGCUGCAAUGUGGCGGACUCGAUCGCCAGAUGAUUCAAUGUCUCAGACUAAUGGAGAGUCUGUCCAUGAACUUGAGGCAGUAUCUAGAGAAUCUGAACCGCCUUUGCCAGUUCAGAGCAAACCCCCGGAACAGGUGACCAUCCCAAAACCCGAAGCACCAGAGAAAUCGGAAAAAUCUGAUGAGCCUGCAAAGCCUAAGAAGCCCCCUCAAGUGAAAAGGGUGUCUAGUGCUGGGCUUAGAACUGAAUCUGUUUUAAAAACUAAAGCUGGUAAUCUGAAAGAGUUCUUUAGUUUGGGAAAGAAACUAGGACAAGGUCAAUUUGGGACAACAUUUCUAUGCGUGGAGAAAGCGACAAAGAAAGAAUUUGCAUGCAAAUCGAUUGCUAAGAGGAAGUUGUUAACUGAUGAGGAUGUUGAGGAUGUAAGAAGGGAAAUCUCGAUAAUGCACCAUUUGGCUGGCCACCCAAAUGUUAUAUCUAUUAAAGGGGCUUAUGAGGAUGCGAUGGCGGUUCAUGUUGUUAUGGAGUUAUGUGCUGGUGGUGAGCUCUUUGAUAGGAUUAUUAAGCGCGGGCAUUAUACCGAAAGAAAGGCAGCUGAGCUUACUCGAACUAUAGUUGGAGUGGUUGAAGCUUGUCAUUCACUGGGUGUGAUGCAUCGAGACCUCAAACCAGAGAAUUUUCUGUUUGUUAACCACAAAGAGGACUCACUUCUAAAAACAAUUGACUUCGGUUUGUCAAUAUUCUUCAAGCCAGGGGAGAGAUUUCACGAUGUGGUUGGGAGUCCGUACUAUGUUGCUCCUGAGGUUCUGAAAAAGCGUUAUGGUCCUGAAGCAGAUGUUUGGAGUGCCGGAGUCAUCAUUUACAUUUUGUUAAGUGGAGUUCCUCCCUUUUGGGCUGAGACCGAGCAGGAGAUAUUUGAACAGGUCCUGCAUGGUGAUCUUGACUUUUCAUCAGACCCUUGGCCUAGUAUAUCUGAAAGUGCCAAGGAUUUAGUGAGGAGAAUGCUUGUUCGAGACCCCAGAAGGCGUUUAACGGCACAUGAAGUUCUGUGCCAUCCUUGGGUGCAAGAAGAUGGUGUAGCUCCUGACAAGCCUCUGGAUUCAGCUGUAUUGAGUCGUCUGAAGCAAUUUUCUGCUAUGAAUAAGCUAAAGAAAAUGGCUCUUAGAAUCAUUGCAGAGACGCUAUCUGAAGAAGAAAUAGCUGGCUUAAAGGAGAUGUUCAAGAUGUUAGACUCUGAUGGCAGUGGUCAAAUCACUUUUGAAGAACUCAAGGCUGGAUUGAAAAGAGUUGGAGCUAAUCUUAAGGAAUCUGAAAUUUAUGAUCUGAUGCAAGCAGCUGAUGUAGACAAUAGUGGCACAAUUGAUUAUGGAGAGUUCAUUGCUGCCACGCUUCAUCUAAACAAAAUUGAGAGACAGGAUCAUCUAUUUGCAGCUUUCUCAUACUUUGAUAAGGAUGGAAGUGGCUACAUUACUCCAGAUGAGCUUCAGCAAGCUUGUGAGGAGUUUGGAAUUGAGGAUGUUCGCUUGGAAGAAAUGAUCAAAGAAGUUGAUCAGGACAAUGAUGGACGCAUAGAUUACAACGAAUUUGUAGCCAUGAUGCAAAAGGGAAAUGUAGCAGGUCCAGCAAGGAAGGGCCUGGAGCAUAGUUUCAGCAUUAAUUUUAGAGAAGCUCUCAAACUUUAGUUGCGUAGGCAAUGGCGAGGUUCGGUUUAAUUCUCUCUUCUAUUUUUGAGGGACUACGGUGUAUAGUAAGAGCAUGGCAGCUCCACUAUGAGAAGCAAGCAGGCCCUCUGUUUACAUGGCAGUGUUUAUUUGGGUUUUCCAUUUCGAUUGGAAUCUACCUUGCAAUCUUUGUACUAGUUUUGAGGUGGAAAGAGAACUUGUAUGCUCCAUUUAUUACUUCUUCAGAACCCAAAUAUGUUGGCAGAGCAUUUUGAUGUCCUUGGAAAUGCAUUAUUUUUUCUGGGUUUUAGCA